CCAGAGGACGGUAGCUUACAGACGGGGAGCUGACCCGGGGUCGUCUCCUGGUUGUUAAAGAUGUCCGGUGGGAACCUCUUCAGCAAAGUGCGCUCAGCCUUCAGGAGGGAGCAGGGGGACUGGGCCCUCAGCGACUCGGCGCCCUUUGACUUCUCCGAUGAGCUUGGGGACGAUGAUGCGCCCAAAUUCAGCAAGCUCAAGGUGGUGGUGUCCGGGGAGAUGUCCGACUACUCCGCCGGGGCUCCGUCCAACGGGGUGGCGGUGAACACGCUGGUGGUGGCGGCGGCGGACGACGACGACUCCCUGCUCGGGUCCUCCUCGAGCCUGGGCAGUCCGAUAAACAUGGACCCCUGUGACAGCUGCACCAAGAGGAGGGAGAUGAUCAAGCACAGGAAGGUGAUGAAGAGGCUCGUUGUUGCUGCUGUGCUGUAUUUCCUCUUCAUGACGGGGGAGAUCAUAGGUGGUUAUGUGUCCAACAGCUUAGCCAUUAUGACUGAUGCUGUCCACAUGCUGACGGAUGUUGUGGGCAUUUUGUUUUCUUUGCUGGCCCUGUGGCUCUCCACCAAACCACCCACCAAGAGAUUCACCUUCGGACUGCAUCGCCUCGAGGUUGUAUCGGCCGUCGUCAGCGUGCUGCUCAUCUACAUUCUGACGGCCAUACUGCUCUAUGAGGCGGUUCAGAGGACAGUGCACCAAGACUUCAACAUAGACGGAGACGUCAUGCUCAUUACCGCAGCUGUUGGAGUAGCUGUCAACCUGGUAAUGGGUUUCUUAUUAAACCAAGGGGGUCACGUCCACUCGCACGGCCCCGGCCACGGUCACUCCCACGGCUCUGCAGCCGCCUCAGGGUCACAUUCGGCCGGGUCGGGUCACCAGCAGAAGUCACACGGCAGCCUGGCUGUCAGAGCUGCCUUCAUCCACGCUUUGGGCGACCUCCUCCAGAGUGUCGGGGUGCUCAUAGCUGCCUACGUUGUCCGCUUCAAGCCGGAGUUAAAGCUGGCCGACCCCAUCUGCACCUACAUCUUCUCCGUUCUGGUUCUCUUCACCACGAUCCGCAUCAUGCGAGACACCACAGUCAUCGUGCUGGAGGGUGUUCCCAGACACUUGGACUCUCAGCGAAUCAAAGAGGACCUCCUGAAGCUGGAGGAUGUCCAUUCAAUCGAUGAGCUGAACGUUUGGGCUCUGACCACUGACAAGACUGCAGCAGUCGUACAUCUGCAGCUCACACCCUCUAGUGCCGACAACUGGGAGGACGUCCAGGCGAAGGCCCGUCACCUCUUGAUUCACACCUACGGUCUCACCAGGUGCACGGUGCAGGUGCAAACACACAGGCAGAGGCUGGCGCACAGCUGUGCUCACUGCCAGCAGUCCAGCGCUUAGACAAAGACUCACAGUGACGUCCUCAGUGCAUUUUCUGGAGCUGGACAGAAAAGGACACAGUGAAAAGAGGCUCUGAAUGGAUGUCACAGCUCGGUGCCAUAGCAGGAGUCAUAGUAUGUAAGUGGAAAAAGAAUGGUGCCAAAGGACAGAUGCACGUUUCUAAUUAAAGGAUCACCACAGCCUCGAGUGGCCGCACGUCCUUACGCUCGAUAAGCCCUCGGAGGGGAGGUUAAAUGCUUCAGUAGAGAAGAAUCAAAGAACGUAUUCUUAAUUCACCAUUAAAGCCUAUUCCACAACUGAUGUUUUAUCAUCAGAUGCAAAUGUAUUUUUUUGUUUAUAGGUGUGACGACUGUACACUAUGAUUUUAUCUCUUUACUAAGGGACGUCUGCAAAUGAAAAGCACCUACUGUCGUUUAAUAAUAAAUCUGUAAACCUCACCACUGGUACACGUGAGGCAAAAAACCCUUUAUUAUUGUUUCCCUUUAUAGGACAUUACAUUUCCUCUAAUGCUCUUAAUCAUUAUUGUUCCACAGCCAAAGUCUGUUGCAGCGCAGAUUUUUUAACAAUAAUUUUAGGUAUUUCUAACAUUGACACUAAAGUCCGGCUUUACUGACCGACAAUUAAAAUAACUUGUCACUGAUGUUUUAUUCCAGCACAUCUCUUAAUUCAUUUUUAUGAGCAUGUAACUGACAAUCAGUGUGACUGACUUGGAAUUCCGUGCUACAGUGGUUUCACUCUAUACUCUGCUUUUUCCUCAUAGCAAUGAACUGAAGCUGUACUGAUGCAGGCAGAUUUAAGGGAAACUUCAGUAUUUUACAGUUGCAGUGUUUUGCAAGGAGAGCGUUUGAGUUGGAAUUUGCCAAUAGUGGUGUUCAUGGUGUUUUGAGGCUGUGGCAGGUUUUUAUUUGAAACCUUUCCACUCCUCUGGUAUUAUUCAUUGAGAGAAGUCAGGAACUGGAUUGCUGUUUUUGUUUGUAAUAAACUAUUUAAGCUCGUG
This is a messenger RNA of Paralichthys olivaceus (Japanese flounder), 2377 nucleotides long. RefSeq names its product solute carrier family 30 member 4 (gene slc30a4). Gene Ontology annotation, biological process: zinc ion transmembrane transport; response to zinc ion. NCBI's taxonomy places the organism in Eukaryota, Metazoa, Chordata, Actinopteri, Pleuronectiformes, Paralichthyidae. The record is from RefSeq and is a predicted model, not a curated record. Gene Ontology annotation, cellular component: plasma membrane. Gene Ontology annotation, molecular function: zinc ion transmembrane transporter activity.